Messenger RNA from Odocoileus virginianus texanus, 1304 nucleotides. RefSeq names its product hydroxyacylglutathione hydrolase like (gene HAGHL). NCBI's taxonomy places the organism in Eukaryota, Metazoa, Chordata, Mammalia, Artiodactyla, Cervidae. The record is from RefSeq and is a predicted model, not a curated record. Gene Ontology annotation, molecular function: hydroxyacylglutathione hydrolase activity.
GCUUGCGGCGGGAGGCGUCUUGGCGAGGGACUGGUCCUCGCAGCUGCAGGUCAUCUGGAGUCUGGAGCUUGGCCUUCCAGACCGGCCUCGGGACAGUCCGGGAGCAGCCAGCGGGGCUCCUUUCUGGCCCCCAGCGCGCGUGUGUGGAACUGACCCCUCCUGCGAACAGUCCUGCCUAGGGUCUGGAGAGGGCAGCCCCACGCUGAGGAAGGGGCUCAGGGGGCACGGUGCGGCCGAGCUCUGCGGCCAUGAAGGUCAAAGUCAUCCCUGUGCUUGAGGACAACUACAUGUACCUGGUCAUCGAGGAGCGUACGCGGGAGGCUGUGGCCGUGGACGUGGCCGUGCCCAAACGGCUGCUGGAGAUCGUGGGCCGGGAGGGAGUAUCACUGACCACUGUGCUGACAACCCAUCACCACUGGGACCACGCUCGCGGCAACGCGGAACUGGUGAGGCUGCUUCCUGGUCUGGUGGUGUUGGGUGCGGACGAGCGCAUCUGUGCACUGACGCGCAGGCUGGCACACGGCGAGGAGCUGCGGUUUGGGGCCAUCCACGUGCGCUGCCUCCUGACGCCCGGCCACACCUUGGGCCACAUGAGCUACUUCCUGUGGGAAGAGGAGUGUCCGGACCCUCCUGCUGUGUUCUCAGGGGAUGCACUGUCCAUGGCCGGCUGCGGCUCACGCCUGGAGGGCACAGCUCAGCAGAUGUACCAGAGCUUGGUGGAGACCCUGGGCACCCUGCCCCCUGAGACAAAGGUGUUCUGUGGUCACGAGCACACACUGGGCAACCUCGAGUUUGCACAGAAAGUGGAGCCUUACAACGACCACGUGAAGGCCAAGCUGUCAUGGGCCAAGCAGCGGGAUGAGGACGAUGUGCCCACGGUGCCCGCAACCCUGGGCGAGGAACUCCUUUACAACCCGUUCCUGAGGGUGGCAGAGGAGCCUGUGCGGGAGUUCACGGGGAAGGUGGCACCAGCCGACGUCCUGGAUGUGCUCUGCAGGGAGCGAGCGAGCUUUGAGAGGGCGGCUGAGCCGCUGCAGCCACAGGCCCGGGCCCUCCUCGCGCUGCAGUGGGGGCUCCUGAGCACACCCCGGCAGAAGUGAGCUCCACGUGGGCCAGGCCACACAGCCCUCCUCCCUCGACCCACAGGAGGGCCUGGCCGUCCUCAGUCCUGCCCGGCCCCAGAGGGUGGACACCCCACACCACUCUGGACCAUAGUGAGACAGGGGUGUUUGCACAGAGUGCAGUGGGGUGCACAGGGCUCCUGAACUUCAAAUAAAGCUUUGAAAGGCCUUUUUCUCGAUGCA